Messenger RNA from Heterotrigona itama, 984 nucleotides. The record is from the annotation of a GenBank genome assembly. Lineage: Eukaryota; Metazoa; Arthropoda; Insecta; Hymenoptera; Apidae.
AGAUAUCAAGGGUUAAAAAUAUCGGAAUUGAAGCAAUAUGUAAGCAACGGAAUGAACUCUGUAAUUAGUUAACUGUCCGCAAUCAUUCUAAUUGUUACUCAUGAAUUUCAGCAAAUUACCGUUUGAUUUCACCUUAGAAGUUCGAAGUAGAAAACGACAUUUCCUAUGGAGUGGCCUGAUGCGAAAUUUAAUUAUAAUACACGAAUUCCGUUGGAACGAGAUAUAAAAAGUCUGCAAUAUCAUCGAUUUAGGAAUAAAAUCGCCGUUUAAAAGUAAGAAGAGAAUAUGGACCAAUAUCUUACGACGUACAAGAAAGAUUAUCCGUCGCCUGUGACGAGAUACAAGCAUCGGAUAGUUUUGCUCAGAGAAUAUGAUUCUUGUAAAUGUCAUGACCGUCCACGGGAGGUGAAGCCCCUUGCACGAUGCGGUGACGAUUACGAUUGGAGUCGCACGGGUCCGAUGGGAAGACUUCUGGACCCGAAACUUUAUCCUGCAAAAACUGGACCGCAUCCAGAAACUGAAGCCACGAGAUUCGAUCAACCGGCCACGUACAUGAGAAAAUUGGAAGAGAAAUACCCUAAUUUGUAUGGAAUUCUACAGAGUACUCCUAUCGACGAGGUGAUUAAACGCGUUGACGAGGAUCGACUGAAGACAACGUAUCAGUUGGAUUAUUCUGAGAAAGCAGCCGCACUAAUGGAUAAACCAUUUACGGAACCUUGCGUUACCAAACGAGAAGAAGUAAAAGACAUAGAUUGUCGACCCUCUACCAAAGCUAAGCUGUUGAAAGUAACCAGUCCAGUUGAUAAAGACAAAACAGAUAAGAAGAAAGUGACUAGAGCCGAAGACGAAUUGCAGGAAACGCGACUUCUUCCAUGGCGGUCGGAAUACCAAGAUACCGUUAGCAAAUUAGGUCACUCUAUUAUGAAAUAUAAAAUUCAUCAUUCACCAAGCACAAUUACGCGCCAGCUACUUUGUAAAAAUUAA